GGGCUUAAUAAAAAGAGUGAGGCUAACUUUGUAAAAUACAAAUAACGACCACGAGAGUCAGAUAUAGUCGUAAAAAACAAAACAUCGGCCAGUAGCAAAGAAUCUGGGGGAAUGGCGUCGUCAACCGUCGUAUCUAAAGAUAUACCAUCGAAAACCGCCGCAUGGGUCACCGGAUUCAUCAUGAACUGUGGUGGCGGCGGCGUAAUUCCGUCUAAUAUGGACAGGGAAGGAGUGGAAACUGAUCUGAUCCGCAGCCUUGUCAAGGUUCAACAUAUUGAUCGUGGCCGUGUUUCCUGCAUCCUCACCGUCAAACCUUAUGCUUGUAAUGCUUACAACACUUUUCAUGGAGGAGUGGUUGGAUCAAUAGCAGAGAUUGUUGGCAUAGCUUGUGCUAGAACCGUUGUUAGCAAAGAUAAAGAGCUUUUUCUUGGUGAACUGAGCGUCUCUUGUCUCGCUGCUAUCAAAAUCCACGAAGAAGUGAUCGUUGAUGCAUCUGUGGUAAGGAGUGGAAGGAACUUGACAGUUGUCACCAUAGAGUUCAAGCAAAAGGAUUCAGAAAGAGUGUCUUACUUGUGCCGUGCUACCUUAUAUAACAUGCCUGUUGCCAGUUUGUGAGGAAUCCUUCCAGGUCCAUCUGCUUGAUGUCAAAUGAAAAGAUUACAAGACCUGCAGAAAAGAUACUACAUGUAUUUGGUAUUAAGUCAAGAUUGAGACCUGCAGGAAGACAAGAAAGUGGUACAAGGGAUUAAAAUUCUCUAGAUUGUACCUGAUCAAUACUAAUAUCUAGAUAGUGUUUAGUUUGAAUGGUUUGCUAUAUAAUAUGUACAUGGAGAUAAUUUACUUGCAGAUUGAAUAGCAUCCAUUUUAUGUCGAGUCUGUCUUUGUGUUAUUGUAGUCAUUGUCAUACCAUCAUUUUCUUUGUAUCUAACUUUGUUUGUGUAUACGUGUUUGUUUUUAGCGUUAA
Molecule: messenger RNA, 964 nt
Organism: Erigeron canadensis
Lineage: Eukaryota; Viridiplantae; Streptophyta; Magnoliopsida; Asterales; Asteraceae
Exons: 4
Coding region: 112-615 (167 amino acids)
Molecular function (GO): fatty acyl-CoA hydrolase activity
Source: RefSeq, a predicted model, not a curated record